This is a messenger RNA of Fusarium musae, 1032 nucleotides long. RefSeq lists its product as uncharacterized. The record is from RefSeq and is a predicted model, not a curated record. Gene Ontology annotation, molecular function: oxidoreductase activity. Lineage: Eukaryota; Fungi; Ascomycota; Sordariomycetes; Hypocreales; Nectriaceae. The transcript has a single exon. Bases 1 to 1032 code for a protein of 343 amino acids.
AUGCCUCACCAGCAAACUCCUCCUGAAUCGCCAGUUGGCAAGAAUGUCACUGCUACCAUAGCCUACCAUAGCGGACCGGCUCUUCCAACCUCCCCAAUCGCCGGUGUCACUACGCUUGAAGACUGCACUCAGCAAGUCGUAGCAGUGACUGAUAUCCGCCCUUCAGUCUCGUCAUUUACCCUAGAUGGCAAUGGCUUCCAGGUGGUUAAGCACGUAUCAGAGGUCAGCUCUCCGCCGUAUAAUCACUCGUCGUGGACAGACCCAGUCGUCCGCAAGGAAGUGUAUGACCCUGAGAUCAUUGAACUGGCAAAGUCUGUCACUGGAGCCAAGAAGGUCAUGAUCCUGCUUGCUUCGUCUCGUAAUGUUCCAUUCAAGGAGCCAGAGCUCGCGCCUCCCUACCCUAUGCCCUCCAAGGGCGGCAAGGAAGGGGGAGCCGGUCAAACUGUUCAAGGCCAGCAUGAGCUGCCUACCACAAGGGCCAAAGGCUUUCAAAAGGGCGAGGAGGAGGGCCCAGUACGUAAGCCUCAUAAGGACUGGGGUCCAUCCGGCGCAUGGAACACUCUUCGCAACUGGAGCCAAGAGCUCAUUGACGAGGCUGAUGAUAUUAUCAAGGCUGGCGAUGAGGCUGCUGAGUUGCCUGGCGGUAGAGCGAAGAACUACCAAGGCAGGCGGUGGGCUUUGUAUACCACUUGGCGUCCACUCAAACCUGUCAAACGGGAUCCAAUGGCCUUUGUUGACUACUGGACAGCAGAUGAGGAAGACGGCGUUAGCUUCUGGCGAAACCCGCCGGGGGUGCAUGGGACAUUCGAGUCGGAUGUACUACUGACCAGGGCUAAUCCAAAGCACAAGUGGUACUGGAUCAGCGACCAGACUCCAGAUGAGGUUCUGCUGAUGAAGAUUAUGGAUACUGAGAGUGAGAAGGACGGGAGUGACAUAGCGGGAGGGGUUCAUCAUUGUUCGUUUCAUCUGCCGGGAAGUGAGAAGGAGGAAGUGAGGGAGAGUAUCGAGACUAAGUUUAUUGCAUUCUGGUAG